AUGGCAAACUUUGAUUCAACCAGGGUUUCUUAUUCUUCACUUUCUAAGGUUGUUGAAAAGGAUAAUAAUAAUAAUAAUAAUGCCCAGUUCCACUAUGUUGAUGACUACACUGACUCUCCAUGGGACUCAAACUCAAAGUCCUCUCCACCGGAUCACGCGUUUUACAAGGAUGAUUUUGCUGUUGAUGGAGAAGAAGGAUAUGAUUCAAGCGAUGACACUCGUAAUUUGGUGCAACCUUAUAAUAAUAAUAGCAUGCAUCAUCCUGAGGUUAACUUGAAGAAUGUGCUCAAUGGUAUAUUUGCCAUUGUGACUGGCCGGAGCAAACUUCCGAGUUUCAUUUCAAAUCAGCAGUCGCUACUCCCUACUUCAAAUGUUUCAUUUCUUGGGUCUGCAAAGGAUGGUGAUACCUUCUUGAACUCCUCCGUUUACAUACCUAGAGCCCCACCACUCCUUGAGCCCAGUGGAUCAAGUGGGGUUAAUUAUAGUGUUUACAAGGAUGUAUUGGAGGCUGAGCCUCCUGACUGGCUGCCGGAUAGUUCUACUACAGUUUGCAUGCAGUGCACUGCUCCUUUCACUGCACUUACUCGUGGCAGACAUCAUUGUCGGUUUUGUGGAGGAGUUUUCUGCAGAGUAUGUACCAAGGGGAGGUGUUUGUUACCUGUUAAGUUCAGGGAGAGGGAUCCCCAGAGGGUCUGUGAUGCCUGCUAUGAUAGGCUUGAUCCAUUACAGGGUGUUCUUAUUAACAGCAUCAGCAAUGCCGUGCAAGUAGCAAAGCAUGAUGUGAUAGAUUGGACUUGCACAAGAGGAUGGUUGAAUCUACUUGGUUUGUCUCUGGAACAUGAGAUAUACAAGGCCUCCAAUACUUUGAGAAGCUAUUGCCAGGUUGCUAGGUUGAAUCCUGACAAGUCAAUACCCUUAGCAAUUUUGAAAGGGGCAAAAGGCCUGGCAAUUUUAACUGUAGCUAAAGCUGGUGUUCUUCUUGCUUUCAAACUUGGCACAGGCUUGGUCAUUUCUCGAAGGUCAGAUGGAUCAUGGUCUGCCCCAUCGGCUAUAUUCUCUGUUGGUUUAGGAUGGGGUGCUCAGAUUGGAGGAGAGCUCAUAAUAAGUAUCAACUUAUAA
Molecule: messenger RNA, 1119 nt
Organism: Quercus lobata
Lineage: Eukaryota; Viridiplantae; Streptophyta; Magnoliopsida; Fagales; Fagaceae
Product: 1-phosphatidylinositol 3-phosphate 5-kinase-like
Exons: 3
Coding region: 1-1119 (372 amino acids)
Molecular function (GO): phosphatidylinositol binding; metal ion binding
Source: RefSeq, a predicted model, not a curated record